This is a messenger RNA of Onychostoma macrolepis, 3153 nucleotides long. It is a transcript of the gene il20rb, whose product is annotated as cytokine receptor family member B16. NCBI's taxonomy places the organism in Eukaryota, Metazoa, Chordata, Actinopteri, Cypriniformes, Cyprinidae. The transcript is spliced from 7 exons. The record is from RefSeq and is a predicted model, not a curated record. Bases 709 to 1650 code for a protein of 313 amino acids. Gene Ontology annotation, molecular function: interleukin-20 binding.
AAAGUCAAGUUAAAAAAAAAUAUUUAUUUUAUAUAUUCUUUGUAAAUUAUGAAACUUUAUGUAAAAAAUGUGUCCUGCAUUUUUCAUGUCACUACAGAAACAGUGUAUGUUUCUGUCCAUUGGCCAAGACUGAUUUUAACUACACCCCUAAAUUUAUGAUCAUGAAAUAUUCCUUUGACCCCCCUCUCUCAUAACUACAAGGUGUGAGUAGAUAGGUUUUAUUAUUUUGAGGUAAAUUGUUUUCAAAAGUCUGAAAAUCUAUGUGUAACUAUUUUCUGAAAUUAUUUUACUUUCUUGAUAAUAGUUAACAACACACAUAAUUACUGCACCUCCUCCUGUUGACAUACUUUCAUAUAGUUUCAUAGACCUCACGCAACUGUAAUUUUCAAACAGGUCUUACAGGUUCAUUCCAGUGGAUGUGAGGUAUCUUGCCCAACGAGUUAUGCUGUUCUUUGCACCUUUUUCAUUUGCCAUGUCUCAAGUUUUUCAUUUAGUCCAACGGUACAUUUACAGGAGCAGACAACACGAAGACACCUACAGUCACUGAGACUGAGACUCUUCCUUUUCACAUCAACAUGAUUUUCAGGAGUUGUUUUAUUUGAAAAAGGAGAGUGGGAAAACCCUGGACUCUUUUGGGUUUUGCCAAAGGAAGAAGGGUCCAGGGCUUGACCAGGGCUGGUAUUCACCGAGACAGGAGAAGAAGAGGUUAUGACCAGUGGUUUGAUUAAGAGUCUGUUUCCUCUACUUCUGUACUUUACCAUUAACUAUUCAAGUGCACUAUCCACACCUCUGAACGCCUCAAUGCAUUCUGUAAACAUGAUGCACAUCCUGAAAUGGAGCAUCUUGAAAGCAUCGUGUUCCACAGUCAACUACUCUGUGCAGUUUCAAGGGGAGUAUGAGUUGUACAAUCUUAACGGAACAUGGGUGGAUGCUUAUGACUGCCAAGAGAUCAGUGAAAACAGGUGUGACCUCACCCAUGACCUGGCCUCCAACUCUGAUUACAGUAUCCGCAUAAAAACAACCUGUGAUGGCCAGAAAUUAUGGACACAACUACCAGCGACCUUCAACAGGAGAGACACAGUGUUACUGGUUCCAAAAAUGACGAUGAAUGUAGAGGGGGAUCUAAUCCAGGUGGACUUUAGCACAACUCUUUCUGAUAUGACUGUAAACCUUGAAGUCUGGAAGGAGGGGGACGAACAGAAUGCCUUAAUUCAUGUGAUCAGAGCUUAUCCAUAUCAUUUUUCCAUUGCUGCCCAUCGAGGGAAAGAGAAGAUGUGCUUCAAGGCAGAAGCACUAUUAGAAGCCAUUAACAAGAGCUGCAGCAUUGACACACAGUGUGUCAUCAUACCUAAGCAGACAUCUGACUUUAUGAGGCUGGUGAUGGUGAGCAUCGCUGUAGUGGUAGCAGUUACCGUGGCUUUUAUUCUGGGAUGGCUGGCAACACAUCUUGGUCCACAGAUCAAACAAACCUUUUGCUACAGGGAGACCAUUCCCAAUCUUGAUGACUGGCCCACCAGAACACCCAUCCUUUGUACUGAUGUUUCACUGGAGCCCACAGACCCUCUUUUGCUGCUCCUCUCAGCAGAGCAUCAGUGCACAACGGUGCAGUUAGGAGGGUACAGGCUGAAGGAGGUGGAAUGCAGAACAUGAGCUGAAAAAAUAAUUUAAAAAAUGACGGUGUGGUACAUACCCCAGUUUUGAAGUCUCGAUUUGGUACAUUUUUUGUACAGCAGGGGGAUAACUAAACAUAUAGACUUUUUUUUUAAAAAUUAAGUAGUGGUUUAUUGAACUAUUGCUCUGUAUUUAAAUCAAUUCAAUUAUAAUUAAAAAUGUAUGUAUAUGUAUAUGUAUAUGUAUAUGUGUGUGUGUGUAUAUAUAUAUAUAUAUAUAUAUAUAUAUAUAUACACACACAAGGAGCAAUAUUGCUUGUGCAUUACUAUAAUAUUAAAGGUUACAAUUAACAACAGAGCCCAAACUAUUAAAUACAAUUUCUACUUAUUUUUAGAUAUAAUAAGCACUCCAAGAAAUGCAAACAUGUAAAUUUCACAUAGUUAUAAAUAUAAUAAUCAAAUGAAACAAAAUGUAUGCAAACAUGUCAAUUGCACAUAGGGCAGUUUUACAUUAACUUCUAAAUGCAAUUACAAAGUUAUGUUUCUACUCAAUUUGUUGUUUAAAUAUAAUAUUUAGGCUACAUGGUGUCUGCUUAUAACUUGUUUUCAUGACAGAUUUAUUUUAUCAUACAUUAAAUCAGGGUUUCUUAAAGUUGGGUCACACAGCCAAGGGUUCUACAAAAUAAUUUUAGGUCUGUGUGAUUUCCGCAGUGUGCAAAAUGUGGACUGAAUCUAGUCAUAAAAUGUAAUUUACUUUAUAACAUUUAAUGACACAUUUUUUGAGCAAAUCUUGGAUGAAUAAUUCAAAAGUAUCUCUGUACACUACAUGGAAUAGUAUCUGUGAAUAUUAAAGCACAAAAGAACUUCUAUUUAAAUGUGAAGGUUGCUUGUGCUGCGCAUCUCUGAGUGAAUGAAUGUCAUGGACAGGGUUUCAUGAAGCACAUGCGGCAUGAUGCCUGAAUUUUUUCCAUUCUCUACCGUCUCAAUAUAUGAGGACAUCAUGAACACAUGAGCUUCAUCUUCAGAGAUACUCUGAGAGUCAUUUCACCACCUUUUCACAAUUUCAUGUCUAAUUAAAUGUCAAAUCUAUCAUCAUAUCAUAUACAGAAAGUAGAAGGUCUUCACGACAACCCAUCAAAAAGUAGAAUGUACUUCUCAAUGUAAUAAUAGUAAUAAUAAUAGUAAUACAAUUAUUUUUUACAAAUUAAGGAGUAAUCCCACAAUUUUGUCUUCUCUGUUUUAAUUUUAACAAUAAACAUCUGUUGUGCAGCGUAUUGUUUUGCAAAAAAUGAAAGUAAUAUUUAAAUUUCCUUUGAUUACAUUAAAGUUAAUGAUUAAUGCCUUCAUUUUUGAACAUAGUGUAAAAAGUGUCAACAAACGAUUUCAAAAGCUAAAACUGUUUUUGAUAACACAUGAACAACUGUGUGUGACCUGAUUUGCCAUCUACAAAUUACAAAUACACCUGUUGAAUCAGAAAACAGUUAUGCUUAUGUCACAUUAUUACAUUUACAUGUCUAAAUUUCUAUGAUCCCCAAUUUUAAGU